This is a messenger RNA of Daphnia magna, 2207 nucleotides long. RefSeq names its product protein cueball. NCBI's taxonomy places the organism in Eukaryota, Metazoa, Arthropoda, Branchiopoda, Diplostraca, Daphniidae. The record is from RefSeq and is a predicted model, not a curated record.
UCACACCCCUUGUUUUAUAUGAUGCCCAUAAUCUGACGUGGAACAGUACAGUUGGCCUUGUCUAGAGAGCAAAAACAUUUGACUCAACUCAAUGGACGUUUGCCUGCGCUGUCUUAGAAAAACCGGGUGUUGAUGUGAUGAUUGGAUCUCGUUUUCAGCUUUACAAAUUUGUUUAACGGUUUACUAGCCAUCAGGGUGUUUCACUGACUGAUACUGCAUUCAACACGUUGCCCCCUAUAGGUUUGUUAUGUUCCGAAGAGUUGGGUACGUAUAGACAAACUUGUUCUGGCACGUCUAUACCCUAAUCUUAUGUAAGUGUACGAGCUAUGCUUUGGUUGCCUCCAUCUGAUUUAGGACACUUAACGAAGAGAUCGUCGCUUUGGCAAGUCGUGAUUGCAGUUUGCUCUCCGAUCGAAGACUUUUGAACCAGUUGUUAAUCCGAAGAUAUUUUCAAAUUUUUAUAGCUCCAUUCCGAAUUUUUAUUCAAUUCCAUCGUUUGAUUUUGAAUCGCUUUUUAAAAUGCAAUUAAAAGCGUCCCUCAUUUGCAUCGUUUUCACGCUGGGACUCUGCACGAUCGGGAGCAGUCUCCAACACGAUGAUCUACUCAUUGCCGUUGGCGAUCAACUUGUAUUUCUAACCAAUGGAAGUUUGUACCGCACGCUGACGUUAGAUUCUUUCAAUGCAUCAAAGUUGUCAGCCCUCACGUACGAUGCCACAACGCGGAAGUUAUUCUUCUCCGAUCGACGACAUCGACACGGUCACAUUUUCAGUAUCAAACUUGAUAGUGAAGUACGUCAUACUGUGGAAGAUAUCGUCGAAAAAAACAGCAAUGAAACUGUGGAGAGUUUAGCAUACGAUCCUGUAGAUAAAAUGUUGUUAUGGACCGAUGGAUUUAAUCGAUCCGUCCGUCGAGUUCAAGUCGAUCACGACAACGUCCACGUCGAAGAGGACGCAACUGUUGAGAUUGUACACUUUUUGGACAACGAAGAUAAACCACGUGGAUUGGUGGCCGAUCCCUGCACCAGAAAUUUAUAUUGGACAAACCGAUACAUGUCCCACCCGACUAUCGAACGCUCGUUUCUCAAUGGAAGUCAUCGUGAAAUUCUCAUCAAGACUGAUUUGUUGUUGCCCAACGCACUCGACUUGGACGUGCAAGAGCAGAUGCUUUACUGGGCUGACAAUCAUCGCAAAGGCUACUUUCACAUUGAAAGAAGCUUCGUGAAUGGCACGGGAAGACAAGAAAUGUAUCGAGGAAUCGGCCAGUUUGUCGUCAGUCUAACGGUGGGCACUGAUCACGUGUACUGGAGCGAUUACGAUCACAAACACAUUUGGUCUUUACCCAAGGAUGGAUCCUCUAAGAAUCCCAUAAUCCUCCGCACAUUCCGCAACCCAGUAAUGGGUGUGACAAUCUUUCGUCAUCAACCUCUCGAUUGCAGCGUAGUUUCUCGAAUUUCUGAUCCAACUGAAAAUUCCGAACUGCCUGUCCAGAAAGAACAGAUAUCCCUAUACGAAGACGCUGAUUUAUGUUUAGGUUUUUGCUACAAUAACGGGGACUGUAUUCUCGUUAAUUCCGAUUUACGUUGCAGUUGUCCAGUGGGAUUCAGCGGAGAACGAUGCGAAUUAGACGAAAAGUUUGGCAAAAAGGAUUGUGAAACUUUCGCUCAAGAUAGCAAUCAAUUCGAGAUGAUAUUUCUGAUAUGCUUGAUCAUUUUCUGCGUGAUCUUGUUGGUCAUUGUGGUGAUGCUCAGUCUUCAAUUUAUGAAGAUGACGCGUGAGAAGCAACCCCGAGUGUUUAGAAGAAGAUAUCUGCAACGCCCUAAUAAGAAGGAAAACACUUUACCAGUCAAUGAUAUUGAGAAUUGCUGUAAUUCAUUCGCCAUGUGUGAAAGGCCCUGUGCCCAACAGCAAAACGUGAACGCUACGGCGAAGGAUAUUGGCUGGGAAAACGAAAGCGCCGAUUGUUCUGUCCUGCUCAAAUGUGAAUUUUGAUAUCGAUCGAGGAUUCGUUGCUAAUUCUUCAUUUAAUGUAAUGAACGCUUAUAGAGUUGUAUCAUUGUAAACUAUCAUAGGUAAUUUGCGUUGCCAAAUAGUGUCUCCUAUCGAACUGCUUUUUUCAUUGCUCGCAUUGAUUAAUGUUUCCAUUCUCGUCGUUUUCGCAAAUCGUACGUGGUUUUGUUUAUAAAAGACAAAUAGAGUCGUGCAAAUAA